Molecule: messenger RNA, 4466 nt
Organism: Cladocopium goreaui
Lineage: Eukaryota; Dinophyceae; Suessiales; Symbiodiniaceae
Source: the annotation of a GenBank genome assembly
AUGACGGAAGGGCAACAGACCGUUUCUUUGAAUUGGUCAGCAGACGUUGCAGGUUCCAGUUCUUCCACCGAAGAUGACGAGGAUGAACUAUGUUGUCGAAUCUGCCGUCAAGGAGAAGAGGCCGGCAAACUGUAUUGCCCAUGCAGAUGUGCUGGGAGCAUCAAAUGGAUUCACGGGGCUUGCCUGCAAGCUUGGCUGAAGAGCUAUGAGCGGAAACCAGCAUGUGAAUUGUGCGGUUAUCCUUUCGAUUUCAUAUCCGUUUAUUCCAAGAACGCGCCUCACCAGCUCACUUUGGCCGAUUGGGUAGGAGCCUUUUGUUCCUCUAGCUGGCGUGUGAGCCACCGAGUGUUGCGAAUACUCUACGCCAUUGGCCUUUGGGGCAUAGUGCUGCCAAUUCUCACCAUUAUGGCGACCCGCUCGAUUUUUGGUCGGCGAGCAAGGCCUGAGCUCACUUCUGCGUGGCAUGUGUUGCCCUUGACCCUUGAUAUUUUUAUUGGAGAGUGCUUAUCUUUAGCAGGUAUAGCCUUCAUCUACUUUCUGUCUUUUCUGACUGCAGUUAGAACAACCGUGUCCACCGAUGGGAGGUCCUCGGAAGGCAGCUCCCAAGCGGCAGAGGGGGAGGCCUCUUCAGCUGAGCCCAGUUCGUCCAUCGGCAGUCAGGCUGAGCCCAGGCAACGGCUGAAUGAAAAUGACCCAGAGGAGGAUCUGAUGGUCAUCAUGGGCUUAUCUGGGAAUCCGGUGCGCUCAUUCUUGAGCAUGUUGAUCUUCCUAUCUGCGAACAUUGCUGGUGUCUACCUGUUCUUGGGUAUUCCUUCGUUCCUGGGUAGAUGGACACUACGCUCCGUGCUACCCUGGAUCCAGGCAAUAUCGCCAGACGUUGUUGCAGUUCUGCUGUGGUCUUCCAGUGAAACGGAACUCUCGCGGUCAAGACCGGCAGACCGCCAAUUUGUCUCCGGCAGGCCUGUUGUGCUUCCUUCAGCUGGAGCAAGUGUGCUUCUGGACAUGCUCGGACUUGCGAUGGGGUACUUCGUUGUGGCCUGCUGUGCAAUUAGCUUUGUUCUGGUCAUGCUUUUGCUGGGAGCUGCAGCUGGCUACAAUUCCAGAAGUUGGCAGGCUCUCAGAACUUUGAUGAAUGUCGCAGAGACUCAGCUCUGCAACUUCGCCUCAGAGGGAUGGUGGAGGUUUCAGCGUCUCACCGUUGCGAUUCUGCAGUGGGUGGUCUUCCCGGCCUACGUGGGGCAUCUCGUCUUGUGCUUCCUUUGCGGCCCAGUACUUCACCUUUCUCAGCAGUCGAGGGCCUCCAUCAUGAACUCCAACCCUCUGAUUUCAUUUGUCAUGCAGCUUUUCAUUGGCUACGUGCAUCUUUGGGGCUUUGCCUUCAUGGAAGGGUGCAUUGCGAGUGUUUUAGUGCCAGAAGCUAUUCAGCGUGCAUCCGUGAACUUCUUCGUUGGAGCCAUCAAUUGCCAUAGGCGCUUAUUUGGCACCAUGAGCGAAGAUGCAGGCACAGGCACAGCAGACUCUCUGCCCAUGCCCCCGCACUGGGCCACGCUCAAAUUGGCCUUGGUGCACGUUGCCGUGCACACGCCUUUGGUGUUCACAGUGUGGUACCUACCAGCCUAUUUGCUUGACAGGCUUCUUGGGCAGUCUUUGUUCCCAAUGUUGCUGGUGGACCAUUCAGGCGAAGUCCUGGAAGGCUUGCACAGGAGGGAUCCACUUUUCCUUUCCAGUUCGAUGGCUUCGGUACGAUCCAACAGCAAACCGGCCGUUGGGGAAGGGCAGUCCUUGUUUGUCUUGGAGCUCUUGCAGCUUUACGUGCUGGUGCUCCAGUGCAUACGAAUACUAGAGACUUCCCCUGUGAUGACGAAGCUGAUUUCUGCGCUGCUGCGAUGUGGAUUGCGUUUUGUUGGACUUGGGCACCUAUUGGUCGGCGAAUCCGAGUCUAGUGAGUCGACUGAAGAACCCGAAGAGCUUGCAGCGACAAGAUGUACGGGCAAGGCGAUUCUGAAGAACAGCUGGAUCCACUGGGCAACCAAGCGUGGCAAAAUCUUGGGAGUCACCAGCAUGCUGAUUCUGUGCUGCUGGUCAGUCAUGGCCCUUGUCAUGGCUCUUCCGCUAGCUCUUGGUAGGCUUAUCGUCCGGUGCAUUUUGUCCUCCCAGGCCAAGCAGAUCUCGGACUUUCUUCCGCUGAGUAUGGGUGUGGUCGUAGCAUCUGCUUGGAUCCUCGUCAUGGUGAAGCUUGGCGAGGCCCUUCCCAGAAUCCUGGAGCAAGCCUCGGCACUGAGGAGACGAAGGUGUUUGCACAUCAUCACCUGCGGUUUCUCUGCCUUCGGCAUGGCGGUUGCUGUGCUGUGGUUCUUCAAGAAGCUUCUUCUUUCAGAGGGUGCCCUCCUUGGCAUCAAGGGCUUGGAACGUGCAGAGAACUUUCCUGCACUGGCGCGAGAAGCGGUUCAAGAAAGCCGUGAACGAUUGACGAAUCUGGAAGGAUGCAGUCCUGGUGAGCUUGUUUCUUUGGUGGAUGGAGUCUCCAACAGCCUCUGCCAAAUUGCGGAUGCAGCCGAAUUGGUGCGCAAUGUUCACCCACAAGAAGCGUAUGUAUCCAACGCAUCUUCGGCAGUGCAGGAGGUAGCAGGUUUCAUGAGUGAGGUGAAUCUUGACAUUGGUGUCUACGAGCCCAUGAAGAAAGCGGAGGCAUCAAGGGAGUUCGAAGAAAUGUCUCUAGAAGCACGCACGGUUCUGCAUCACAUGCGAAUCUCAAUGGAGCACGAGGGCAUUCACUUACCAGCAGCUGAGAAGACAGAGUGCAUGGAGCUCUUGGAUUCUGAGCAGCAGCUGUCAUUUGAAAUCCUCAACCGGCAGGAGCAAUUGCGACACCAAGCAUCCGAGGAGGGGGCAUGGGUGCCCUUGGAUUCUCUGGAGGGUUUUGGAGAUCUAAGAGGGCACAUAGGAAGACUGCCACGCCGCAAGGCCAGCCAAGAAGAGGUCCUUAUACCGAGAGAUUCGGUGCUUGCGGAUCAGAUUCUGAAGACCGCCCCCAGCCCCGAGGCAAGGCAAAGAAUCCACGAAGCUCAACAAAAACGUGAUGCGGUGGGAGAGGAGCACAUGGUAUCCUUAUUGGCAGUGCGGCAAAGACUGGCAAAGCUACGUGGAUAUGAAAGCUGGGCGCACUGGGCCCAAAGAGAUGCUUUGUUCACUUCGCCACAAAAUGUUCAAAGCUUCUUGGAUUCUGCCUGGCAACGUCUCAGACCUGGCCUAGAAGCUGAGCUGCAUCUUCUUUCAGAGGAGAAGCAGUCUUUGGGGCAAGAGAAGGACCUUCAUGCUUGGGAUGUCCCGUACUUCUUGCAAAGAUGUAGACAAAAGCACACAGAGGCUGAUGAGAUCUCAGAGUUCUUGACUUACCCAAACCUCGUGAAGGGUGUUGAGCUGAUUCUUUCGCGCCUACUUGGCCUUAGCUUUACACAGGAGGAGCCAGAAGCUGGUGAGCUUUGGCAUCCCUCUGUCCAAAAGUAUGCCAUUCGCGAUGAGAAGCAGAUCCUGGGAAUUUUGUAUUUGGACCCAUUCCAACGGCCUGGGAAGAGAAUUCAAUCUGCACAGUUUACACUGCAAGGCUCCAAACUUCUGGAUGAUGGGCGUCAAACUCCAAAGACCUGUUUGGUCUAUGCACUCCCGCCUGCAGUGGGUAGGCUAACAGCCAGCUUUGCGACAACUUUUAUGCAUGAAAUUGGACAUGCUGUCCAUUCCCUGUUGUCGGAGACGCAGUUUCAACACCUUUCAGGUACACGUGGGACGAUUGACUUUGUGGAGUUCCCAUCUCAUUUAUUUGAGCACUUUGUGAUGGACCCGGAGAGUCUGGCAACAUUUGCUGCUCACAACAGCACAGGUGAAGCGUUGCCAGUGCGAUUGCGUCAAGCACACCGCCAGCAUCCAUUUAGCCAUUUCGAAGCGGUGCAGCAGCUCAUGUAUGCUGCUGCAGAUCAAGCCUUCUUUGACUUUCAUCCUUCUGCAAGCGCAGAAGAGCAAGUGCCCCUAGUGCAUCAACAUCUCCGGGACUCGUUUUCGAAAUACGAGCUGGACCUAGAUGGACCCUACAAAGGAUCCCUCAUGGAAAUGCUGGGCCUCUCAACGCCGUCACGUUUUGACCACUUGAUCCACUACGGUGGCUCAUAUUACUGUUAUCUCUUUAACAGAGUGCUGGCCUCACCUCGUUUUGACUCCGCACUACGAAACGUGUUGGACAGAAACUGGGUUGAGGCCCUGGCUGCACAUGUUUGGCGACAAAGUUUCGAAGCAGAUCCCUUCAACCCAGAGGUUGGCGUCCGGCUGCGAGGACUGCUGCGGCAAGGUUCUGUGGUGCAAACCUUGGAUGUCAUCAGAGAGCUUCAUGGCGAUGCCUUCGCAGCACAUGAAGUACCCUUGGAUGCCAUGAUGGAGUUGUCUCAUUCAAGAAGUGGCUGAGCAACCAGGAAAAA